Messenger RNA from Astyanax mexicanus (Mexican tetra), 1329 nucleotides. It is a transcript of the gene pvalb9, whose product is annotated as parvalbumin 9. The record is from RefSeq and is a predicted model, not a curated record. Gene Ontology annotation, molecular function: calcium ion binding. The coding region runs from base 755 to 1084 and encodes 109 amino acids. The transcript is spliced from 5 exons. Gene Ontology annotation, cellular component: nucleus; cytoplasm. NCBI's taxonomy places the organism in Eukaryota, Metazoa, Chordata, Actinopteri, Characiformes, Acestrorhamphidae.
GGUAUUUGAUGUCACAUAUUAAUACAAUAUGAUACAAUAUAUUGUCCAAUCCUAAGGUGUGUAUAUAUUUUACUGUAUGUACAUGUGUAUGUGUGUUUGUAUUUGUAUUCGGACAUUGUGUCUUUAAAGCAGCUCAUAAGCCCUAAUUUAAGAGUAAUGAUACAUGAAACAUCUUCAAGUGAAUUCUCUGCUCAGCUUUGAGACAGUAAUUAAAUGUAAAUUAUUUUUGCACAUUUAUUACUGCAGUAACAGCCAGAAAUUUCAAAAGAUCCAAGCAAUGUGUUUUUUAUAUAGUUGACUUUGCCCUUCCAGUACUGUGUGUGCGUGUUAAUAUAUUUGAAUUUAGUACACUAGUGUGUGUGUGUGUGUGUUUGUGCGCUAGUGAGAGAGAGUGGCUUUAGUAGUAGUAUUAGCACAGAUUGAGAGAGAUAGAGCGAGAGAGGGUUCGUGUUAGAGAGUGAGAGUUGCUACAGUAGUACAGUAGUGAAUGUGUGUAAGUGUGUUUGUGAGUGUGUGUGUGAGAGAGAGCGGAUGUCCACACUGAAGGGUAAUUAGGCUGGUUAGGUAAGAAAUGUAAGUCGAGGCUGAGGGUAAGAAUGUGAUCCAGGUCCAGGUAACUUUAUCAUCAGCCUCGGCCUCAGCCUCACUCUAUAUAAACUCACCUGAGCAUGUUCACACACUGCUCACACUUACUACUGCUGCUGCUGCUGCUGGACCACCGGGGCACUUACAGGGGACUUUACAGCCGACCAACAUGUCACUCACUGAUAUCCUCUCUGCUGAAGCCAUUGAGAAUGCUGUCAAGGACUGCCAAGCUCCGGACUCCUUCAGUUACAAGAAGUUUUUCCAGCUCUGUGGCCUGACCCAGAAAACGCCCCAAGAGGUCAAGGACGUGUUCGGUAUCUUAGACGAAGACAACAGCGGGUUUAUCGAGGAGUCCGAGCUAAAGUUCUUCUUGCAGAGGUUUGUACCGGGGGCGCGGACUCUAACAGAGAAGGAGACUAAAAGCUUCAUCUCGGCUGCAGAUGAUGACAGCGAUGGCAGAAUUGGAGUAGAGGAGUUCCAGACUAUGGUCCUGUCUUAAAGGAACAGCCCUCCAUCACUCCGAUUCUGUUCAUCUACCUGCAGCCAUGUGCACUACGGCUUCAUCUGUCCUGCUGCCUUUUACCUCCCAAAUGCUUUGCAAUGACCCACAUUUGCACACUCAUUUAUAAUUGCCUGGUGAACACAUGCCAGCCAGCUGAAUGUGUGUGCUGUUGCCUCAGUGCUCACACAACACAACCAAGGACAAAACUGUUCAGGGAAAUAAAUAAAGUCACUGUAACUGCA